UAUGCCAGAACAUGAAAUUGUGUUUCCUAGUGACACUGAAAUUGCUGCAGAAUGCAAAAAUGAUACAGAUGUUACGUACCUUCUUCCAAUCCAAUGCACGGCAGAAGAUGGAAAUUGUCUUCUCUCACCAGGUGCAUGGACAAACUUAGGUUGUUGGGCAGAUGAUCCUUCGGAUGAAGCUAUUUGGCCACCUGUCGAUCACUUUCUUGAAUUAGAUUUGUUAUCAAGAAAAAAUCCUAUUAAAGAAUGUGCUGAGUUUGCUUAUAGUCGAGGAUAUUCUGUGGUUGCUCUUCAAAAUGGUGGAAUUUGUUACACUAGUUCUAAUGCUGAAAAAACCUACACAAAACAUGGGUCGUCUGCUGCAUGUGGCACCAAUGGUAAAGGAGGUGUCAACGCCAAUCAAGUCUACAAAUUUGUCGACUAUUAUGCUUGGAAAUUUGAGUCAUCGAUGUCCAGAGGAUUGCCAAUACCUGGGAUGGAAAUAUCAAGAACUUGUUCUAAGUCCAAUGGAAAACCUAAAAUUAUUGCUGACGAAGAUUGUGAAGUUCGAUUAUCAUACAGAAGAAGAAAAUGUCAUCACUGGCAUGAAGACAUAGGAAAACAAGAAUGUCUUGCACAUGGAUGUUGUUUUGAUGAUUAUAUAAAUAUACAUUCAGGAACAAUCCAGUGUUUUGAGAGAAGGGAUUCAGGAUAUUUUUCUGGACCAAACAUUCCUGUCUCAAGAACGCAUAACAGAUUUUUCUGUCAAAAACCAAAGAAAAAGGCGUGUGAAUAUUUAUCAAAUACAUGUCAUGAAAUGUCCACCUGUCUUAAUGAUAGAAUCUUUCAAAAUGAAAUAGCUCACUGCUAUUGUAACGAAGGUUAUAUUGGAGAUGGUCAUUUUUGUGUUGAACUUCAGCAAUGUCCACCAUCAUGGAAUUAUACUAAAAAUACAAAUAUAUGCUCAAAGAAAUUCUUAGAAACAGACAAUUACAAUUUUACAUCAUCAGUACCAAUUUCUUUAGCACCAAGCUCUUUAUUUGUGGAACUGACGUCAAGACCACCCGACUCAAGAGCAUUUGGAUUUGAAAGAAUUGAAAUUAACAGAGUUUCAUCAAAACAAGUAAAUUGGAAUCAAGAAUUGGAAGCUUGUGUUUUAUUGAUGACUUUCAAUAAUGUGGGAGAAAUUGUUUUUGAGUUGUGGAUUUAUAAUAACCAUGACAGUGUACAAACACGAGGCAGUAUAGCAGAAUUUUUCAGAGAAGAGACACAAAAAGCAACUUACUUCAGUGUAACAUCAUCUGGAUUUCUGAAGGAUACACUGAUGUCACUUAUUAUAGAAGAACUGAAUGAAAUGGAAAUAAACAUAGAGAAUACUGAAUAUGACAUUAUACCACAAGGGAAAUAUGAAUUGCUAGAUGAAGUGGUUUACACAGAGAAAUCGGAUGAAAUUAUAUUCCAUUGCAAGUGUGUUAAAGAGGUCACUGAAGAUGGUGUGAAAUGUCUUGGUUCUGCUAUUCACAUAGAGAAUGAUGUCAAGCGUUGUAGAUUGUAUUAUGAAAAGGCAACAAAUGAUACACAGAUGAACAUCACCACAGUAAAAAAGACAGACAAUAUUCGAAUAUCAUAUCAAGAACAGGAGUUAUCUGCAACUGGGGUCACAGCUGAACUUCAAUGUCCUUUUCCAUCACUCACUCCUGUUGUGAUGGCAGUGGAUGCCACAUACACCUUAGAUGAAAGCCUUCGCUCCGUUAGUGGGAAAUGUAACAAAUCCCCUUGUGUUAUUCAACUUGCUUGUCCCUGGAUCUCCUACAAAGACGAUACAAUGGAUGACCUCCAACAAGGUCCUCUUGGUCUUCAACUAGUAUGUCGAAGAUUCACAGCUGAUAUUGUUAAAUGUCCACUUGUUGAACAAUUUUCUGUAUUCAAUGGCAUGACAAGCAACUCUGUUCAAGUGCUAUUGUCAAAUGGGGAUCUUUUUCAGGGAGUAUAUUUGGAUAUGGACGAGUUGCUCAAUUUAGGAGCACCAUCAAUUUCUUAUUCUACAUCUGAACUUAGCAACAACACUUUUAAAUGGCGUCCUCUGGAGUGGUUUUGGAUAAAUGAUGAGUACCCAGACAUGGUCUUUGUUGGUGUGAAAAACAGAGCAAUAAAAUUUAGCGGACAAGAAGCUCGUACUCAGGGAGAUAUUUGUUGGGGAAGAUUAGGUGAUCCGAUUCUAUGUCGUCUCGGAACGACAAUUUCUUUUUGGUUUCGAAUUCUGGAAUUUCCUUCAUCCUCCCAUUUGAGGAUUUUAGAUACAGGUGUUUGGGAAAUGACUGACGAGUGUGGAGGAAUAUCAGCAUUUAUUGAUCCUUUGGAUUUGAACCUCCAUCUUGUUGUUGCUUUGAAUCAAAAUAAAAUGUGGAGUGUUGUUGUUCCAAUAAAGAAAAUGAAAUGGUAUCAUGUAAUGUUAUCCUGGUCUGAACGUGAUGGCCUCUGGACAAAUAUUAACAAAGGAGAAUUUGUGAGAUAUGCUGAAACACACACUGGAAAAGCAAGAAUAUUCAAACAAAAUGUGACAGAAAAAAUUAAUUGCAAUGAUGCAAUGUUGAGAAUCGGGAAUUUUAAGAAAAAUGAGUUUUGUGAUGGUUCUUUUCAAAUUGAUGAAUUGUACUUAUUUCCUGAACGAUAUGAAGAAGAAUUUGCAUACGAAAUAGCAGGUUUGAGUUCUGCUCUCCCAAUACACCAUGAGUUCAAUGGGCAUAGUUCUUAUACCAAUGCAAAUUCAUGCAGUGGGGAGGAAGCGGAAGAGCAAGAUGUUUUAGAAUCAAUUGAAUCUGCUUUUGAUGAAGCUUUCUAUGGACUGGAGCCGACUUUUCGUUGUUUUGAAUUUGAACAAAGUUGUCUUGGAUCCUCGAUUAGAUGUGUCAAUGGAAUUACCAUUGCUUUUACCAUUACUAUAAAUGCCGAGCUUACGUUAUCUGAGCUGAAUUCUCUCCGUCCCGACACAGUUGUGGGUAACAUACCGGUACCUAUAUAUCCUGGCCAGGGUCCGUCAUAUGGAUUUUCUGUUUAUCUUGAUUAUAUAAAAGCUGCAAGUUCUGGAGCUACACAAGACCAAUUCUAUAUGAGAAUAACCACAAGUACAAAUAAGGAUGGAACAUAUGCCAAGACAUACAUUGUUUUGAAACAAGGAAUAUCGUAUUUUUUCAUACUUCAAAUGUCACGACAUGGUAAAUGGAGAUUAAUUCAAGACUGGCCUAAUGAAAACAGAGUUUUGAGUAAUGUAGGUACUCCUCUGGAUCCAAGAUCAUUGCCAGAAGAAUUAUUGAAUGCAACAGAUCCACAUACUCAAUUUAUUGUCGGACCAACAAUUUUGAAUGAGAAAUCUUUAUUUCAAGUUGAUUUAAAAGUCAUAGAAGAAGAUUUAGAUCUUGUCGUCGUUUUUAAUGAAUUCCAUGGAGUAACAGAACCUUAUUAUUGGCCACUUGUUGAUGAUGACCUAAAAACAAAAAGUGGUAAAAUGAAAUUUGUGAAAAAUGGAGCAAUUGAAAGAAUAAAUGCCAUGGCGGUUAUGGGCACUUUAUUGAAUAAUACAGAACUUUAUGAUGCUGAUCAAUCCUAUGCUUCGAUUGAGUUGCCACCACAGGAAAUGGCUGCAUUACCUUGUCUUGCUAACAUUGAUGAAUGCUGGAAUGGAUUCACAGUGCAGUUCUGGAUGCAAAUAAUAAAGUGUUCAUAUAAUCUAUCUGAAAAUUGUGUUUUUGUAACAAGCAUGCCUACGAUAUCUUCAUCAUCAAAGGGAUUUGCAAUUUAUAAGUCAUCAUCAGACAAUUAUCUCCAUAUUUUGAUUCAAACUUCUUCUUAUCGAGUUGAAUCUGUCUUCAGCAUUCCUCAGUCUCAUGAAAACAAAUUCAUUCUUUUGAGAAUAUCAUGGCAUCCGAUUAAAGGUUUAAGUGUCUUCAUCAAUGACGUAUUAAAAUCAAGAAUGUCACCAGAAGAUAACAAUUUAUUGGAUAUUUCACAAGAGAGCUCAGUUUUGAGUAUUGGAUGCUGUGCUAAUGAUAACACAUCAUGUUCUACUAUGAGAAUACAUGACUUCUACUAUUGGGAUGCAGUUGUUGAAGGAAAGCCAUUUACGGAUUUAGCUCAUAGUUGCAGCUCCUCAAUGACACAAAUAGGAGAAGCUUGCUUUCUGGUUGCAUUAACAUCAUAUGAUUCACUCAGUGAAUCUCAGGAGUUUUGUGAAACUUUAGGAGGAAAUUCUGCAUCUAUACCAACAUUGGCACAUUAUGCAAUUUUAACUAAGCUGAUAGGCAAUAGCUUGUUUCAAUGGGCGACAGAUUUCAGAGCUGAAAAUGGAAAGUUUUUCUGGGAAAAAGCAGGCAUCACUGUUGAUGAAACGAAAUUUGUACCAAUUCUUGACGUAUCACAAGUAGAUGUCACAGCAGAAUUUCUUUUCAUUGGAAACUUUCUGCAAGAACAAUCAGCUGAAAAUCAAGAUGGAACAAUAUGUGAAAUUCCGUUUGUUCAUGAUCCUUUUUAUUAUGGAUGUGUACAAAUAGAGCAAAAUAUAUUGGAUGUCAAAGGGUCAUUAUUAGAAAUUCAUACAGAAACAUCUGAAAAUUCACUAGGAACUUACAAUUUUGCACAAGCUUGUUCUAUUGGAUGCUUGAAUGAAAAGGACAGAAGCUUAUCUGCUAUAACAUCUGGAAACUGCUACUGUAUAAGUGGGACAAUGGAAGAUUACAAUAUCCCUAAAGUAAGUCAAUGGGAAUGCAAGUCAUCAAUACAAGAUGGAAAAAUAUCUCUAGGAAAAUUCGGAAUUUUAUCUGAUAACAAUUUUCACCCUGAUCACUGCGGAUCGAUUCAAAUGGGUGGAUCUUACAAAUGCAAUAAAAACGAUAGUCAAUCUGUUACAUCAUCUAUUUAUGCAUCUUUAUAUGACCGCUAUCAAUUAACUCUGAAACCAACGAGAAAAUUAUUAGAAUUUGGAUUUUCCAUAAUCAACAAUCAAAUAAAUGUAUCAAGCAUUUACAGUCACAUAAUCUUUGAAAUACAGUUACACCUAUUCUUGUGCAAAAGUUCAAUGGAUUACCCUGCUUUCGAUACUGUUGAUAGCAACUGUGAUGGAGUUUUGAUAGAUGUAAAUUAUGACUUCAACAAUGAUGUGUCAUAUGACUUGAGAGAACAGACGACAAUUCAGGCCACCAAUUUUCGGCUUUAUCAUUACUAUGAACAACCGGGUGAAUAUGAAAUCACAGUGACCAUAAGUGCAAACAAACAAGGAGAAACUUUCAAUAAUACGAAGACACUAACAAUUAGACGUAAACCUGAUACAAUAGUUUUGUCUCAUUUAUCGAUUCCAUUUGGAAAUCCUGGAGAAAAGAUAAAAGUACAACCUUUUUCAUUAUCUGGUGAAGAUAUUAGAUGUGUAUGGGAUUUUAAAGAUGAUACUCCACUGGAGAAAACAUCACACGAUUCCGUUCCUAUUCCCUCAGCAUAUCACAAAUUUAAGAAUCCUGGGGUGUACGAAAAUGUGUAUGUUCGCUGUAACAACGAGAUAUCAAUAAGACAUAUAUUUGCAACAGCGUUCAUUGAUUAUCCGAUCAAUCUUCUUGAAGCAGAACAAAAUGUUGUUUUAAACUUUGAAUCCGAAAGUUAUGAGCACAGCUGGAGAGUCUUUGGAGGCUCAAAUAUAGUUUGCAAAGUUAAAUUUGGCAACACGAUUAUUCCAGAGAAGAUGGUUGAUGAAGAAAGGAACGAUCUUUCAUCUUAUUUUCAAUAUGACGAAAAAACUUCAAAAGGCAAAGCAAUAUUGAACAGAACUUUAUAUUAUGAUGUAGGAAAAUCCUUUGUUCCAGCAACGUAUAUUGUGUCAGUCAUGUGUUAUAAUUCUGCUACUGAUCCUGUUCCUAUAGCUCUCACCUAUCUUAUUGUGGAAAGGGAAAUAAAAAACCUGACAGCUGAAAUUCUUGGUAACAAGAAAUAUUUCUUACCAAAUGAAGAAAUGAUUAUAUUUGUCAAUAUAAAGGAAGGGCAAAAUAUUCAACUCGGAUGGGAUUUUGAUGAAGAUCCAGAUAAAAAUUUUGUUGAAAUAUGUGGAAAUGAUAAUUGUGAAGAAAGGAAAGUAAGCAUGAAAUAUCCGUAUGAAGGAAUAUAUAACAUAACAGUGACUGCUUCAAAUGCUUUAACAUCUCUGAAGAAGACUUUGGGAAUCGUAGUGGAAAUUUCAAUCUCACCAUUUUCUAUAAAAGCAACUGAUGUUCCAAUGCCAAAUGAUGAUGUUGAAAUUAUUCUCAUACAUCCAGUGUCUGAAGCUUUGUUCCCAACACCUGGUUUAGUUGAAUUUAGAUAUUCUUCAGAUGAUGAUGAUGAUGUCGUAUUCUUGUAUUUCGAAACAACGUCUGGAGAAUUAUUACAUUUGCACAAAUUCAAAUCAAUUGGAAUAUAUGGCAUAGAAGCUUAUGCAUAUAACAAUGUUAGCAACUUUAACAUAUCAACUUCAGUGCAAGUUGGGAAAAAUAUUUCAGAAUUGCAGCUAACAGUGGCAUCUUCCAGGUAUCUAAGGACAAAUAUGGAUCAAGUAGAUUUGCAUAUCACAAUACAAGAGGGUUCUGAAGUAACUUACCUCUUAUCAUUUGGUGAUGAAAAUAUCACAAGAACUGACCCAUACAUGAUCACUGAGAAUAAAACAAGGAGUCAUUCUAUUGUACCUGAUUUCAAUUAUGUUAAACACUAUUAUAUGGAACCUGGGAAUUACACAUGCUCUGUCGUUGCUGAAAAUGUAUUUGGUCGUGAAGAAUUUACAAUAUCAGAAGAAAUUAUUGUACAAAAUCCUCUCGAUGGCGAUGUUAUUUUGUUUCUUGCACCCAUAAAUACAGUACCAUACCCCCCAGGAGAUUUGGUUUUGAAUGCAUCAUUACAAAUAAUAAAAGAGUCAAUUGUUCCAUUAUUAAACUUCAAUAAUAUUGAUGGUUAUGCAAACAAUGUUCACAUGAAAAUAUAUUUGGAUGAGUAUCUGCUUCUCAAAAAUUAUGGGGAACACGAAAGUGAUCUUUUUCCAGUCAACAUUACAUUACCAAAGAACAAAGUCGGAAAUGUGAAUAUAGCUGCCAAAUUAGAAAAUAGCGUGAGCUCAAAGGCAUACAUAUUCAAUUUUAUGAUGUCUGAAUUAAUAGAAAAUAUACUCGUACGUGUUUCAGCUGAUGCUAUAGAUAGUAUUGUUGAAACAAUAUCAGACACCCGCUUUUAUGUUGAUUCUUUCAUAAAUGAAAAAAUUGUGUUCAAAUUAAGCACUAUCAAAGGAUCUCAUGUUAGAUAUAAUGUAUUUUUCGGUGAUGGGAACAAUUCAACCAUAGAAAGCACAACUUUGUAUGGAUCUGAACGUUUUGUUACAACCAAAUAUGCGUAUGAUCAUCCCGGUGUUUAUGAUAUCUUUGUUACUGCUGAAAAUGAUGUCAGCAAAAGUAAUUUGACGAUAAAAGAGUCAAUUCGAAUCUAUCAAAGACUGUCUUCUGUUGUCAUGAUGACAAAUUAUCUGAAUAACGAUAAUUUCGAUUUUACAAUUGAUGAUCCAAAUGAUUAUGGAUUAGAAGAGCGAAUUUCUGGACAUAAAUUUAGGAAUUCCCGUUACUUCCCAUUGAGUAAAACCUUAUUGUUGACGGCAUUUAUCUCUUCUGGUUCAAAUGCAACAUUUACUUGGAUUUUAAACGAGGAAAGAUUAUCAAUAACGAGAACAUUAGAAGAUGGUGUUUUCAAUGUUGUCAAUUUAACUCAUCCUGCACAGAAGUGGAUUGUCAAUGGUAGCUAUGGAAAUGAUAAAAUAUUGAUUGGAUUGGACAGAACAGCUUACACACAGAGUCCAAUGAGAUCUACGUUGUUUGUUAAAUAUAAAAAUCCCGGUAAACAAAUUAUAAUGGUCAAUGUUUCAAAUGCAAUUUCAUCACAACAAUCCCGAUUUGAAUUGGUGGUUGAAGAUGAAGUAAAAGAUGCAAAGUUUAUUGAGACAGAACCACCAUUAGCCAAUUUAACAACAAACAUGACAUUCUGCAUAGGAGAGCUUGGAACAGACUCCUGCAUGGUUUUAAAUUGGGGAGAUGGCACUCCACCAGCUGCUUUUGGAUUUAAUAAAGAUUUUUGUAUACAAGAUCAAAGAAUUGUUUCUGAUAUUUAUAGAAAUUUAUCCUUGAAUAAAAAUGAAAGUUUUGUAAAAGAAAAACAGAUUACCAGUGUAAUGUGGCCUCCAAAACUGAAGCAAUAUAAUUCAACUAUGCCAUCCAUUAAUAUCACUGUAUCGCAUACAUAUGUUGUGGAAGGAAUAUAUCAGGCAAGCUUAUCAGCAUUCAAUCGUGUCUCGCAAUCUUCUGAAAUCAAGACGAUCGUUGUUAUUAAAAUUCUAUGUGAUUAUCCUAGAGCACAGAUAGAUAAGUCGACAUCAAACUCUCGUUCUAAACCAAGAGAGGUUCUGAAAUCUUUGCCAUUUGACUUGUAUAGUUUCACCAUGAUUCGUUGUUUAAUAUCCAGUCAAACAAGCAUGACCUGGUCUGUAUAUAAGGAAUAUGAGGAAGAAGAUACAAGAACUGUUGAAGAACAAAAUGAUUUUUUUGAAGGAUUAUCUGACGGACAAAGAAGCAUUCAUGCAUUUGUUAAAGAGAAUUAUAUUUCUGAUAAAUAUUAUUAUCGCUUCUAUCCGGGACUUAGUUACACAUCAAGGUCCGAAACAAUAAGAAUACCUCGGCGAUUCAUGAUGCUAAAUAUAAGCCUUAUUUGUGUAAAUGUAGCAAUGGUUGGUGUAGUUGGAAUCAGUACAACUGACUGUAUAUACAUCAAAGUCAAUCCUACUCCUCUUGUUGCUGGUGUGAUAUUCGGAAAUGCAAGAACUGUUGGGCAUGAUGAGAUAAUCAAAAUCAGUGGUAUUGGAGCCUCAUAUGAUCCGGAUAUCAGUGAACCUGAGGGAGGGUUGCCAGACUAUUCACAAGAAAAUAAUGAUCUUGGUCAAAAUCUUUUUUAUCAUUGGUCUGUAUUAUUUCUCACUAAUACAUCAGCAGGAGAUUAUUCAACUGGGGGAACACAGGAACAAAUUGACAUGGUGUUUGGAAAUUUACCGAAAUACAAGGAAGUAUCAGUUUGUGUAAAUAAAAACAUCGAAUUGCUUUGUCCGAAUCAAGAACUCCAUAUCAACAUAUUCAAUGUAACAUUAUACAAUAGCGCCGACGGUUCAGAAUGUGAUUUAUCAACUUCACAUUGUUCAACAGAGAAAAUCAUGACUAAUCUCAUGGAUCAAUGCCAAGGAAGUCAUAUGUGUACUGUUGAGCCUUUACAUAGUUGGUUUGAACCAGAUAAUACGAGUUAUUACCAGUUUUCACCAUGGUUGACUGGUUCAGGGGAUGCAGUAUCUGGUUCAGGAUCGACUUUGGAACUCAUAACUAAAUCAUCGAAUUGUUUCAAAUUUGUCUACAGAUGUAGAAUGCCAGAUGAAUACAUUUAUUUCCAACCAUCUUCAUCAUGCAUAUCUUCUGGUUACUAUUUAAACAAUCAAGAUUAUGAAAAAGGUUUAUCUUCUAUCAAUUUGGAAAAUGUCAACGGGACUACAUGCCCCAAUCUAACAGUUGACGCAAGUAAACUAAAGAAAAAUACCAGUUAUAUUAUAUUUGUUAAUGUAACCGAUCCAAUCACUAAGAGAAAAGCUCUUUCAUUUCAAAUAUUAAACAUAACAGAAGGAGCACCGCCCACAUUAAGGAUUCAGUGUGUUGUCAACUGCAAAGGAAGGGUGAAUAGUUUCAAAGUACUUUCAUUAAAUGUUGGAUGCACUUCAUGUAAACCAAACAGUAAAAUUUCAUACAAGUGGUCUCUUCUGGUACAACUUGAUAAGAAUGGAACAUUUUUACCUGAAGAAAAUUUUAACAAUUUCACACUCACUGGUAAAACGUUACCUGCACUUGUGUUACGAGCACAAACUCUGAAGCCUGGAUUAAAAUAUAGAAUCCAAGCUACAGGUUUUUUGCCAGGUUACUUACCUGGAAUGACAUUUCAAGAUGUUUUGAUCAAUUUACCACCAUUUGGAGGGCAAUGUGAUAUAUUUCCGAAAUCAGGUAAUUGUUUGAAUCAAACUUUCACUAUCGUUUGUCGGGAUUGGAAAGAUGAAGGAAUAAAUGCGGAAACUGGUGAAUUGGACAAUACAGUAACAUUGAAGUAUGAGGUUUGGUAUCAAAAACAUUCUUCUGCAACACCAUAUUUGCUAUCAUCAGGAAAUAAUCCAGUAAUAGCUGAUAAAUAUUUAGCUCCUGGCAUAGAAGAAGAAGAAUACUGGGUAACUUUGUAUGUUAAUAUUGUGGAUGGAUUUGGUGAUAAAGCUAAAGUACCUAUUAAAGCGAAGGUUUUUGAAAUAUCGGAAUCAUUGGAUCAAGUUCUUCAAAAUAUGACAUCAGCUACAGUCAGUACUUCUGGUGCCCAAGUUACAUCACAGUUUUCACAGAUGGCAGGAGAACUUCUUAACUCACAAGUUGCUCAAGAUAUAAACAGCACUAAAGAAACAUCACCAGAUGUUCAGAAGGAGAACAAAAAAAAUCGGGCAAAAAUGAGAUCACAACUUGUUGAAGCUGUCACACAAAAAAGCAGCUAUGAUAAUAAUCUUGAAGGGGUGCAACAAGCUAGCAGUGCAUUGAAAAGUUUAUUGGAGACACCGGAUGAAGUUGGAAAUGAAACACAAUUAGCUGCUGUGAAUGCUUUGUCUGAUAUGGCAUCUUCAUUAGCAGGUGUUGCAAGUUUAGAAGCACCAGAAGAUCUAGAAGAGGCUGCAUCAGAUUUAGUUGGUGCUUUGGAUAAUGUUGUUAAUGCUGCAAUUGAGCAAGUUGUCAGUGCUUCUGGACCGUCGUUUACGCUUCCACCUCCAACAUCUGCGUCUGCUAAAGAAAUUCUUGAUGAAAAUGAAGAAUAUUUAUCACCAGAAGAAAGAAUUGAAUAUAGAAAACAAAAAGAGAAAGAAGCUGCUGAAAUUCAUGCAGCUAAUCGUGAACAGGCACAACGGGUUGGUGGUUCUGCUCUAGGUUCAAUAUUUUCUCUUUCAUCGUCUUUAAUGAAACAAAAACAACCUGGAGAACCAAGUGUAAAGUUAUCUGGAAAGGAUAUGACAGUAGAGAUUGAGAGAAAGACAGCAGCAAGUUUGUGUAGUAAUGAUGAUGAUUCCACAAACAAAGGUUUCAAACUCCCUUGUGGAUCAAGCUUUCUUGAUGGGCUUGAUGCAGAGGAUAUCAUAGACGUGGAGGUGGUCGUGAGUAAAAACAAUCCAUUUAUAUGGGAUGAUAGUGCAGACAAUAUUAAUUCUGAUAUUAUCAGUUUGAAUUUAAAUCUUCCGAAUAACAAAGAAAUCAAUUCAACUAAUUCAACAAGUUCAUUUCGUAUCGAAGUUCCGACUAAGAAAACAAAAUACAGGGAUCCUGAAUUAUUUACAUAUUCUCCUUCUGGAUUGGAUGAAAUGUCUUACCAUGAAGUUAACUUGAAUAAGCCAGAAGAUGUUAUAUUUCUAACUAUUGCACCAGAAGAAGAUGCCAAUAUUCGUUUAUAUUUUGAACUUGCAGAAAGUCUCAAAACCUUUCCGAAUCUUGUAAACAACUCACUGGUAUUAGAUGUGAAAGACGUAGCAGACAAUGUACUGUUUCCCGGUAGAAUUCGACUUGAUAUUGAUAGUCUGGGAACAACUGGACGUUUCGUUUUUGGUAUUCAUGAAAUCGAUUAUGAUGGUAAUGUGAAAUAUUUUAAAAACAUGACUUGGCAGAAUUACACACUUCAUACAUUUACUACAUCAUGCAGAUAUUGGAAUGAAACACUUGAAAAAUGGGAGACAGAUGGUUGCCUUGUGAGUUCAGAGACGACAGAAGACAAAAUCGUUUGCUUAUGUUCUCACCUUACAUCAUUUGGUGCUGAUUUUUUCGUUGCACCAAAUCCAAUUGAUUUUGCAGUGAUUGCACAAAACAUCGGAGAUUUGGCAAAUAAUCUUGCUGUUUUACUCACCUUAGUUGCGAUAUUUGUUCUAUUUAUAUUAGGUUUGAUUUUCUUCAGACGAAAAGAUAAGCAAGAUAUUGAAAAGUGGUCUGUGUCUCCACUGCUUGACAAUCAACUCAUUCACACAUAUUUUUAUCAAAUGACAAUUCGAACUGGCAAAUGGAAUAACUCUGGCACAAAAAGUAAAAUAUAUUUCAUGUUAAGUGGAGAAGAUGGUGACACUCCUGUUCGUCGUCUUUCAACUAGAGAUAACAUGGUGUUCAAGAAAAAUGAGGUCACAAAGGUAAUUUUAUCAACACACAAGCCAUUGGGAACAUUGAAUUAUAUUCGUAUCUGGCAUGAUAAUUCAGGUGAUGAAGAUUGGGCUUCUUGGUAUUUGGAUUCCCUUCUCAUCACAGAUCUACAAACAAAUGACAAAAACUACUUUCUUUGUGAUGAUUGGUUAGCAGUUGACCAAUCAGAUGGUAGUGUUGAUCGAGUAAUUUUACCAGCAGGAAGUGAAGAAAUAGAAAGUUUUAAAAACUUAUUUAAUGCUUCAACAAGAAGAGACUUUAGUGAUGGUCACUUGUGGUUUUCAAUGUUCUCCCGGCCCACAAAAAGUAAUUUUACAAGAUGCCAAAGAUUAUGCUGUGGAGUUACUUUAUUGCUUUGUACAAUGUUAGCAAGUGCAAUGUUCUAUGGCAGAGAAGCUGAUAAUUCAAAUAAACAAGGAAUCUUUGAAAUUGGUCCUAUAAAGUUUUCCGUACAGCAAGUUAUGAUAAGUGUUCAGUCUUCAUUGAUAGUGAUUCCAAUUAAUCUUCUGUUGGUGCAAAUGUUCAGAAAAUUGGCACCAAACAAAAAAAAUAAUGGCAGUGUAUCAAAAUCAGCUCAAAACAUUCUUUCUACAAUUUCUCUGCAUAAUGUUAUCGAAAAUGAGGAAGAAGAAGAAAAAGAGAAAGCAAAAAUGGAAAUGAAACAACCAUUCAUGUUUCCACAUUGGUGCCUUUACAUUGCAUGGACAAUUGUUGUUCUGACUUCACUCUCAUGUGCUGGAGUGGUUUUCUUAUACAGUAUUAUGUGGGGACCAGAAAAAUCGAUUGAUUGGUUGACUUCUAUUAUAUUCUCAUUCACGCAAUCUGUAUUUAUAAUACAGCCAAUCAAAGUUGUCGUAGCAGCGAUAAUAUUUUCAGUAUUCGUGAAAAGAAUUGCAUCGAAUAAGGCAAAAGAUGCAGUUGCUGAAGUAAUGGAAGCAGAACAAGUUGAGAAUGAUAGAUUUCAAGAUAUUUGUGUAAAACUGGAAGAACAAGAGGAAUGGCUUUUAAGAUUCCCAGAUGAUGAUUUAGAUGAUGAGACACAUACACAGAUGUUACCUCCAUCUCCUGAUGUUUUGGAAAAAUCUCGUCGAGAAAUGUUAAAAAGAAAACGAAUGGUUUCUACAGCAUAUGAAAUCCUAUCAUAUCUAUGCUAUGUAUUGUUAUUGCUGGUUGCCAGUAAUUCAGCAAAAGAUCCGAAUGCCUUCAAAUAUCAUGAAUCUCUAUCAUCAGUCUUCGUAAAAUCUGGCGAUCCCUCCUUCAAUGAUGUUCGUAGUUUUGAUGACUUUUGGUCAUGGUGCAACGGCAGUUUAGUUGACGCUCUGUUUGCACCAGAUUGGUAUAAUGGGAAAAAAGUAAAAUUCUCUGAAAGUAGAUUUAUCAGUGACAGAGCAUCAUUUGUGCUUGGACCAGCCAGACUCAGACAAAUAAGAGUUAUUGAUGAUGUGUGUGUUCCCCCGGGCUCUUCAACAAAGAUAACAAGCAGAUGUUUUCCACAAUAUGAUUUUUAUAAAGAAGAAACAAAAGAUUUUCUUCCAUUUUGGAAACUUGAUUUAUCUCAUAAUGCAUCAGAAAAAGCAACACCUUGGACUUAUCAAAGUUUCAUUGAUCUAGGUGGAUAUCUAUAUGAAGGAAGGAUUCAUAUGUAUAGUGGAGGAGGAUAUGCAGCAAUACUUGGUAACACUCCAAAACAAUCCAGAAAUAUUCUUCAAGAUUUAAAGUCUCAUGAUUGGAUUGAUCAUUAUACCAGAGGAAUAUUUGUAGAACUAACGGUAUAUAAUGCAAAUAUAAAUUUGUUCGGAUCUCUUCUACUACUGUUUGAAAGAGCAGAAAGUGGACAUUUCGAACCCCAUGUUAAAAUAUAUGCAAUAAGAUUGUUUGAAUUUAUUGACGGCAAAGGAUAUUUAUUAGUCGGAAUUUAUGCUGCUUUCUUAUUAGUCCUUAUCUACAAAUGGUAUAGGAUUAUCAAGCACAUAAUAAAACAAAAAUUAUCAUAUUUGAAAGAUUUUUGGAACAUGCUUGAUUUUGUUAGCUCCGUAUUAUCGAUUGUGUUGAUUCCUUUGUAUGCCAUAAGAUAUAUUCAAGCGCAAUACAUCCUGAACAAACUGAAGAGAGAUCCAGAUAAAGAGACUUUCGUCAACUUCCAAUAUAUCACAAUAUGGAAUGACACAUUUCGUUACUUGAUGUCAUUUAUUGUAUUUUUUGCUAUUGUACGUUUCAUACGACUUCUGCGAUUUAAUCGUCGGAUUCGAAUGUUGACAAACACUCUCAAAAUAUCUGCUAUACCACUGUUGUCAUUUGCUAGCAUGUUUGCUUUGUACUUCACAUCUUUCUUGUUCUUGUCAUGGCUUUGGUUUGAACAGAAAAUAUAUUCAUUCAGUACACUGCUAUUGGCGGCUGAAGAAAUGAUUGUAAUGAUGCUUGGGCGUUUUGACUUCACAGAAUUGAAACAAGCAGAUAGAAUGCUCGGCCCAAUAUUCUUCAGUACUUUUACACUUGCUUGCACCAUUGCUCUUGUUAAUAUGUUUGUUGUUUUGCUGGACGAGGGCAUCAAAAAGGCUCGGAUAGAGAAUGAAACAACUGCAAAUGAAUUUGAACUUGUUGAUUUUUUGACGAAGAAAGUGAAAGAGGGAAUUAUCAGCUAUCUACCAUCAUACCUGAGUCCUUCAAACAAAGCCAAGUACAAAUCAAAGACUGAAACAGCAGAGAAGCCGUUUGCCAGUCCAGACUAUAUACAUUACCCUGAUGAAGUUCUUCUGAGAAGACUUGAUACUAUCGCCGAUCGAGUAGCUGAUCUAGAAAAGUUUUGGAUUCCGGAGGAAAAACUGCCUACUAUUGAUGAGCUGGAAGCUGAGCUGAUAGAAGCAGAAAGAAUAGAAUCAUUUUCUAGCUUUUAAAAAAAAUUACUCACAAAUUAAAAAUAGAUUAGUGAUUUUAAUUAUCCUAAAGUAGUGCUUUUUAAAUUACACUUGUUGUAGAGUUUAGGAGUCACAUUUAGGAGUCAUCGUUAAGAUUUGAUUUUUUUCAUGUGCAUAUUCUUGUUGCGAUAUCAGUUUGUAUUUUUAAUUUCAAAACGAUUAUAUUUUGUUUCUAGGUAGAGACUAGAGAUUUGAAUAGCAUGAAAAAAAAGCAUAAAUGUUAAUGACAAAUUGACAAUUUAUUUAGUAAACAGAUGUCAAUUGAUAAAAGAACUAGAUUGAUGACAAUGUUGUUGUUAUACAUUCUAUUAUAACUUGCAUCAUAUAAGAUUUGUCUCUGAGAACAUAGUUACCUUACUACAAAUGAAUUGAAUAUGUUGAUUUUAUGUCUUUUGCCCCAGUAUUAUUGAAGAUCAAUAUUGGGAAAUCUAUUUUUUGGGUUAACCAGUCUUUCGUGGGCUAACCAUCUUUUUUUUGAAAUUUUAAAAUCUGUAUGUCUACGACAAUACUAUAAUCACUAUGAAUAAUAGAUAAAUAUUGAAUGAUAUUUAAUCUGCACUACCUUCUGCACUUAUUGUAAUAAAGAUUUUGAUUCUUGAAAUGCAACAGAAUUCCAGCGCGGUAUAUUGUGUGUUGUAGUAUUUUCUUGUUUGUUUUUGUCUGUAAUUUAGGAAGCCAAAAAAAAUUACAGUUGAAUUCACAAGACAUAAGCUGUAGACUACCAUUACAGGCUUACAGAAUGCCAUAUUUUUGAUUACGCAGCAGGAAGGCUUUUAUUUUGAACAGCUAAUUGAUAUGUUUCAACUUCUUGCAAGGAAUUGAAAAGUAUAAUGGGGUGGCUGUAGAUAUAGGGCUAUCAUAAAAUAAUAUAAAUUGGAAUGCAAGUUUCGAAUCAUUUUUUUAUGAGAAACAUUUUAAGAUGUUUUUUUUGGUUCGAGUACGAAUGAAUCUGAUUCCGUUUAUCCUUACUUAAUUUUGAUUUAUCUAAAACAGAAAAGUCAAUUCAAAAUUUUGAAGAUGAAAGAAAGCUGAAGUAGGCAGUGUUGUCAUAUUGGGUGUCUGACCAAAAUAAAACCAUUGAAAUCCCUUACUAACUAGACUAUAAGCAAAUUUAAUUGUACAAUUUCCAAUUUAAAACACACUUGAGCCAGUAUGCUGAAAUGGGUUCAAACUGAGACCAUUUGGGACACAACAUCAUAUUUAUUCUCUAAACUUGGGGCUACUGUUUUUCAGAUAGGUGUAAUUCUUGACAUCACUAAGGUUUUUCUUGCAAUUUUCCGAUCCCAAUUCUGUCCAACUCGAUCAACAACUAACUAAGCUCCUUGGCUUCAACGUAAAAGAAACGGAAAUAUAUUUAUUUCAUAGCUACUGUAUUGCUUGAACAAGUAUUUACAACGUGAACUAUUGUGGACAAUAAUACUGUUUUAACAAUGAAGACCGGAAUAUGACAGAUGGACACAAUUAAAACCAACUGAAAAGCUAGUAAUAAACAAAGUAUUCAACAGGAAUCUCACCAGAUUCAAAUAAGACUAUAUUAUGCCAUGCUAGCAGCGUGGCAUAAUUAAAUUGCAACAUAGGACAAGAGGCUUAUUUUAACGACUGCAAUGGAAUACUUGUGGACAGGAUACAUGUCUGAUUGGGACACUUUACAUGGCUUAUUUUAACAAGUCCAGUAGUUACUAAAAGGUUGUUUGUUACAAGCAAAAGUUCGAAACAAAUGAUUUUUAUCUUAUCUUCUGAAUGCUAGAUAGUGUUUUUGAAACUUUUGUGAAAUGGUAAUAUUUUCAACCUUUAGCAGUUUAUCUGCUGCAAACGAGUUUAUAGCCGUAUUUACCUUCUCAAAAUAUACAUAGUUCACACAUACUAGUAAAAAGAAAAUGCUGAUUAAAAAUGCACAAUAUCCCUAAUGUCAGUUCGGUAAACAAGCAAAAUCAUAGAAAAAAAGUAGAUAAAAGGCAUUAAAUGCUGUAGAGGAGCACAUAAUAUAAUGCUAGAUAAAAACUGGGCAUGUAUUUCAUCAGGAAAGUGAACGACUAAUAUUUUUGAAAAGAAAUGAUAUUCAUUUAUUAAGUACACAAUUGUCCUUAAAAAGACACGACAUGACAUACAAGAACACAAAAUGUUUCAAUUAUUACAACAAUCUGUACAAUGUAAAUUAUCAAGCAAUCUGCACUAUUGCUGCGCAUAAAAAUUGUUAGUUUAUGAGAAUUAAGCCAAUUUUCAGUCUCAAAUCUGACAAAAAAAAUGCUCAGACUGGCCGUAACACCCCUUCAACUAAUAAAAAAUGUCGCUUUCUAUUACUGAUUAAAUUAAAAUAAGAAUUAAGAUUAUAAUUGAUAAUGGAUAUUCGUCUUUAACAAAAAAGUCAAGGUAGAAGGAGGCUAGAUAGAUUCGGAUAGAUUUUUGAUAUUUUUUGUAAGUCCUGAAUAAAUCCCGAAGUCAGAACAUUUCCACACAUGUGAUCGGGACAUUGUCAUCAACUAGAGUUUAGUACAGAAUACAUAUGCCCUAGAAAAAAUGAAUGAACGAUUGUAACAUAACGGAACAUUAUUCAAGUGAUGCUAUGGCAAGCAGUCACUUUAUAGAAAAGCCAAAAUACAUUCUAUGCCAAGUAAAAAAACAUACGUCUGUGAACUGUUCGAAUUAUAAAAAAGAAAAAACAAGAAA
This is a messenger RNA of Styela clava, 17839 nucleotides long. RefSeq lists its product as uncharacterized. The record is from RefSeq and is a predicted model, not a curated record. Gene Ontology annotation, biological process: detection of mechanical stimulus. Gene Ontology annotation, molecular function: protein binding; calcium channel activity; calcium ion binding. Lineage: Eukaryota; Metazoa; Chordata; Ascidiacea; Stolidobranchia; Styelidae. Gene Ontology annotation, cellular component: membrane.